This is a messenger RNA of Protopolystoma xenopodis, 258 nucleotides long. Lineage: Eukaryota; Metazoa; Platyhelminthes; Monogenea; Polystomatidea; Polystomatidae. The record is from the annotation of a GenBank genome assembly.
AUGUGCCAAUCUAUUCGAACUGCCCUCAAGCCUACAACAGGGCAUAUCCUCGAUCUUCAUUCGUCACAGCCGUCAGCAGGACCACCUGAUUUAACAGCUCUUGGCCUGACUGUUCAAGGUAACCUUGCUUGGGAGGCAAGCUUUUCUGUCCACUCAUCCCAUUUGUCGGCCAAUGACAAUCUAUAUUGUAACCAUCGCAAUUCUCAGCUGGUCCGUCUCUUAGACACCGGAGCCUUGUACCCAACUAUCCAGCUGUGA